Molecule: messenger RNA, 10464 nt
Organism: Lineus longissimus
Lineage: Eukaryota; Metazoa; Nemertea; Pilidiophora; Heteronemertea; Lineidae
Product: ubiquitin-fold modifier-conjugating enzyme 1-like
Exons: 4
Coding region: 14-520 (168 amino acids)
Biological process (GO): protein K69-linked ufmylation
Cellular component (GO): cytoplasm
Molecular function (GO): UFM1 conjugating enzyme activity
Source: RefSeq, a predicted model, not a curated record
UUGCACCGCUAACAUGGUUGACGAAGUCACGAAGAAGGCGCUUGCCAAAAUACCUCUUUUGAGAACUAAGGCUGGGCCAAGAGAUGACGAUCUUUGGGUGGCUAGAUUAAAGGAAGAACUCAAUACACUGAUCACGUAUGUGAAGAACAACAAAGAAGCAGACAAUGACUGGUUUCGUUUAGAGACGAAUGAGAAGGGGACGAGAUGGUUUGGGAAAUGCUGGUACAUCCAUGAGUUGCUCAAAUAUGAAUUUGAUGUCGAGUUUGAUAUCCCAGUGACAUAUCCCACGACAGCUCCAGAAAUAGCCUUGCCAGAACUUGAUGGGAAAACUGCUAAAAUGUACAGAGGUGGAAAAAUCUGUCUGACUGACCACUUUAAGCCACUUUGGGCAAGAAAUGUGCCGAAGUUUGGUAUAGCUCAUGCAAUGGCCUUAGGAUUGGGACCAUGGUUAGCAGUAGAGAUUCCAGAUUUAAUAAGUAAAGGAAUAGUUCAUCAUAAAGAAACAGGAGCAAGUAAUUAGGAUGAUUUCUGAAAUGGUCUUUUGAGCUUCGUCACAUCUGUAUGGACUUCGGAGAAAGCACAGACCUUCCAGAGGGGGCACACGUCAGGUAUUAUGUUCACAAAGGGGAUUGUGGAUCUUUUUGAGGCAAUGAACCACCAGUAACCAGACAUCAAGUCUGCAUCAACCAAUUAGAAAGUAGCAUUGAGAGGAGACUUUUGACAUAGCUGUGUGACUGGAGUAUCCAGAUGCCAUGUUCACAAAGUUUUGAAAAAACAGGAUGUUAAAAAAAUCAAACAGUAUUGUCACAAUUUUGUAAAAACAUCUGAUAGUGUGUAGUACGAAGUUUCACAUCUAUUUCUCGAGGAUGAACACAUCAGGGGGAAAUAACUUAGGAGGAAGAUUCUCAAAGACACCAUUCAAAUGCAUCAUUCAAAUGCAGUUUUAGUAGUCUAAUUGCUAUUUGAGUGUUGUUCAUUCUAUCUAUCCAUCCAUCUGUUGACACACUUGGCAUUUUUUAACCAUAUGGCCCUGGCUUUUCAAGUCAGAAUAGCAAGGAAAUCAUUGUUAGGAUUCAUACUGUGUCAACAAGGCAUUGUUCACUGAAGUGGCCAUAGCACUAGCAGACGACAAAAACAAGUUUAAAAAGGGUGUCAGAUUCAACAGGGAUUUUCUCCUGUUCUGUGGCCACUUGGCAUGGAUUGCUACUCUCUAAAAAGUAUAGAGUGAAACUUCGCGGAGCGACUUGAAUAUCCCCACAUUUACAUACGGCAAAUAGGCCGAUCGGAACCUAAUAACAUUGAUCGGGAUUAAUACGCAGUUCAACUAACAACGGAGUGUUAGCUCUGCUACCUCCACCCUCCAUCUACCCUUCACCGACCCUUCACUGGCCGCCGACCCUUCACCGAUCACUGGCCUUUCACCGACCGCUGUCUUUCACAGACCACCGGUGCUUCACCGACCACCGUCUUCCACAGACCACCGGCACUUCACCGACCACCGUCUUUCACAGACCACCGGCCCUGCACCGGCCACCGACCCUUUAACCGAUCACCGGCCCUUCACUAACAAUCGGCACUUACGACCAUGGGUAAUAAGUAGGGAGAAUAGGUUGAAAUGGAUUUAAUUAUGUCAUAAUAAGAGUACCGGUACGUUAGAGUACGUUUUGAUCAAACAUUAUUGCCAAUCCAAUGUAAAGAUGUGUCGAUGUUUUGGCGUGCUCCGCAACAAUGGUUAUUAGGGCUACCGCGGAUGCAACUGUACGUUUGGUUUGGUUAACAAGCGUAGAAGGCGUAAGACAAUUUAACACUUUUUUUUGUUGUAAUUUGUGUGAGGUUAUAUAUUUAUAAUAACAUUUACAUUGGUAUUUUACACAUAACUCGCAUCGUAAAAAAAUGCAAUGUAAAAAAAUGUUCAUAGUUACAAGAAUUUGCCAAUGGCAAUAAUGAAUAAUGAAUAAUAGGCCUAUAGCCUAAUUUUAGACAAUGUUCGAUCAUUGUGACGCACGUGUGCAUGGCUGGGUGUGCUAGAGUAUUGGAUAACAUUGUCUGCCGCGACGUCGACAAUGUCCAUUAUGAGAUCUUCUUGGGGGUGGUGUUCCGCGAUCAUCAUGUCCAUGGUGUUCCUCUCCCGCUCAUCCUCUGGCAUUUGACGAAAUGAUUCCUGGUACUUAAGCUCUGUGUGUCCACUUUCUCUGAUGAGUUUUUUAGCUCAGCUGACUAAGUCAGCCGAGCUUGUCAAAUAAGUUGUUCAGUGGCGUCCGUCUGUCCAUCCAUCCAUCCAUCCAUCCAUCCAUCCAUCCGUCCAUCCGUUAAACCCAUGGUGCACAUUUUGUAACCGUAAGACCUAGAGACUUCAAUUUUGCAUUUCUGGAUACUUCUGGUCAAACUCUACUUUCAAAACAAAAUUUGUCGCCAUUCGACCUACUUCCUGCGAGCGAGAGUGCAUGAAGGAAACUGGCCUAUAUCGGCCUAGGAGCAGCAGAAUUAGUCGAAAUAUGCUCUAAUAUUAAGAUAAAAUUCUUGAAAAUCUAUUUUAUUGAGAAAAAGUUCAAAAUUUUAACAGGAGAGGGCGCUACCUGCCUUUUAGUUAUUUCUGCCGAUUCAAAUUCCCGCCCGAUGACGUCAGCCAUCAAUGAAGUCUCCUAUUUGCCAGUUCUCAAAACAUGGCAGCUACACAACAAAAGCAGUAGGCCUAGCUCCAGGAACAAAUCACUGUUCACUUCAGCUUCGUAAUCGAUUGUAACCCCACUUUAUUGUGUUUUGUGUGGUGUUCCUAUUCAAUCAACGAUGUAAGGCCUUAUUAUGUUGGUUUUAAUUGAGAAGGUGCAUUAUAAGCGGCGUACGAAAUACCGAAGCGGAGACAAAAUGGCGGCAUGUUGUUUACGCCUGGAGCUCAAUGACACUCAAGUACCCAAUUUUCUGCUUAAAAAGUAGUCUGGUAGGCGAUAUUAUCACUACUUCGUUUCAGUGGUAGUCAUAAGGUCUUUAGGGACUACUUUCAGAAAUUAGUUCUUGAAAAUUUGGCCACAUUUCUGUGAAAACGAUAUCGGAAGUGCAUGCUCUGUUCGCGAUGACAUCGCCGAUGUAUUUUGAAGUGGAGAAUUCCCACAGUAUGUGCAGUGAAUCGGCAUGAUUCUGUUCGCCUAUUAAGUUUUAGUUCUACGAUUCUUUCAUGAGUAAAAAGUAGACAUUCUAAGCAAUACAAUAAUGUCACUCCCAUAAAAAUUGAUUGGAAAUUGAGGGAGCUACGGCAUUCUGUUCGGCAACUGGCAGCGCUGAAAAAAUACAUUGCAUACUGUACAAUACCAAAUGGCACAUUUUAAAAAGCGCUCAUUGGACAACGUAGGGAAUCACCAGAAAUGACGUCAUCGCUGGUAUAAAUAGAAAACUACGGUGGCGCAGUAGAGCACAAGAAAAGGUUUAGCAUUAACUUCGUCAUGCAAGCUUCAGCAACAAAACGAUUUCUCAUGAAUGAUUUAUUUGAUCAUCAUCAGCUUGUUUCCCCUGAUAGAUAAAAAAAUGAUUUACAAUUUCCAUCAAAGUUUUCUAUUUUGUGUAUAGUCACAUGUUAUUUAACUGACAGUUUUGAAUAUUCGCGGGAAAAUACUUCGUACUUGUAAACGAGGCUAUGACAAUGAGUGUCCUCAUUCAUGGCAUAAACUUAAUGUUUCGGUAUAUAUUUUCAUACGAUGAUUUCACCCGAAUUAUGGUCAGAAUUGAGGAAUGAACAGUGGCAUAAUUAUGUCAACCAAAAACAUUGGUACCGUAGUGAACGCAAAAGGAUAUCAAAUACCAUGGAGCAUGCCAUUUUCAUGCAUAAUGAACUGAACACCGGGAAGAUAUUAAUGAUAUCAACUCAGCUGAGCGCCAGGCCCUUGGGCCUCUUGUUGGCAUCUUCGUUGUCGUGAACAAAUUUGAUGAAUAUUGAGCGUUUCUUGCCAUUGCGGCCGACAAUCUCCUUCAGAGUACCCAUUUUGUCCCUUGUAAGAUCUUCAAGAAUGCCCAAAAAAGAGAAUGACGACGAACACAUUAUACAUGGUACAUUUUAAAUUUUGAAAAAAAAGAUAUUGAACACUUCAUUAUUUUAGUUAGCCUUACUCAUCAAUGAUAGUUUGCGUACCAAUCUUGUUCAAUUUCUUUCCAAUUUGUUUAGGAGUAAUUAUUGGCCCCGAGCCGCUGACAACUGCCCUGCAGAUUCGAUGUCUUAGUGUUACUAUAUUUGGAAUAGCAAUUGUCGCUUCCCCAACAGAGGUCUGUGCAGCCUGAAAAAAACAUGUUAUUUUGUUUAAAAUAGGAAUAUAUAUAUAUAGGGCCUAUUUACGAACUAGCGUUUUAGUGCCCAUGGAAUAUCCCCCGUUGCUAAGGGCGUUACGCUUACUUGUGACGUCAAACAGAAGCCGACCUAUCUAAACAGAGGUUAUGUUGCCAUGCGACGUGCUAGCAAUGAAUGACGUCACAGGUGGAAUGAGGAGAUGACGUUGACACUAUCCGAGGACAUAGGUCAUAGGUCAGCACAUGGAGAUUGCCCGCAAUCCUGAGAACGGGCAAUGCGUCCUUGGACCAACACAGAUUUUCUGUGCAGGAAGCUGCAUCACCCGCACCAUCAUGACUUGAUGGAGGUUGUUCUAUAUGUUCUGAAGAAAAGAUUAUUUCAAAUUAUAAAAUUUUUAUUGCAUAAUGGAGUUGCCGCAAUGCUUGUAGUUAGGCUAGUUAAGAAGCAGAAAAAGGAAGUGUCCAACCUACCCAAUUUUCACCUUGGCUGCUGUUCCAUCUUGCAAUAUAGUCGAUGAAUUCGUCAGCGUAGGCAUGGUACAUCUUUUUAGCGUCCUCGGACAGGAUGUAGUUUGUGGUUGUGUUUCUGUGGGCCAUUUCAAUAUCAUUGAAAACCGGAGUGAAGUUCUUGAGGGUCUCAUGUUCUAGGGCCUCCAUAUUGGCUAGUUGCAUGACGGUCUUGUAGAGCUGUGGCUUGUUAAUAAAGAAGAGUAGUUUGUCCAAGAAACUGUCCUCCAUGUUUACCAUGGAGCAGAGCUCAUUUAGGAAUGGUGCCGGUUGUUCGAAGCAGCACAUGGACAUACUGGUGUUUCCGAAUGUCCGUUCUCCUGUGGCUAAUAUGGUUUUGUCCCCAACACCACCCCAAAGCUUGCACAACAUAGCACGCUCGGCCUCUCCUUUGCUUUGUUUGAGGUUAAUAGCUGAUAUGAGUCGCAUGCCCUCGUCUGAGGUAUGGAUGCCGUAACCGUUGUUCUCUUGUAUUCCUGUGCUUGUGUAGUUCUCGAUGUGAAUUGUCUGCCCUUGAUUAUGCUUCUGGUACUCAUCCAUCACUGGUGUGAUGAUGCGCCCAUACACGUUAGAUUUGCCACUCAUCGGGCGCGCUGAUGGACACCGAGAAGAGGUUUAAAGGGGAGCAGUACAUACCGCUUGUAGUAGAUGAUACUCUUGUCGACGGUCCACAGAGGGUACUCGUUAAGGAAAGUACCGAUGGCAUAAUAAGAUCCAACGUGCAGUUGGUUGCCUUCGAAAAAGUUGUGAUCCAGUUGUACGUUUUCUCUGGCAGAAUCUCGCUCCAUGGUAUGGCAACUUCGCUUGCCUGGCAGUAAACUCUGUCAACAUCGCUACUCUUUAGUCUUGACCUCUUAUUCAUUUUGGAAACAGGAAAAGUAUGAAGGCCGAAGAAGAUACUGAUGCUGAGACUGUGCGCGCUGCGAGUGUGAUUCAAAGUGACUGUCUUUUUGACGUCACUGUGAAACAGUUUGGGCUGCUGCGACAGUGAUGAUGUAACAUUCGCGGUGACGUUAGCAGACGCGAUACUGAUUUGGCGGGCUCCGCAGUGUUACCAAUGGUUACCGCGUAUGCCACUCGGCGUUGAAUUGUAUUUGCAACGUUUGGCUGGUAAGAUCUUAUUUUUCCACAAAGUAGAAGACGGGGGACAAGUUAAGACGCGUAUCAAAUAUAUGUAAAGCGUUAUAUUUGUAAUGAAAUGCACAUAGAUAUUUUACACUAAACUUGUAAAAACAUGCAACAUCAAAGAGCAUUGACAGUUACAAGAGUUUUCCGAGGAUAUUUAACAUAUACGAUAAUUGUGAAGCACGUAGCAUAUAAGCGUGCCUAACAAGCAAAUGUUUGUAAGCGAUGAAGUCCAAUGGAUAACUUUACUGCGUGUCGUCGUGAUUAGUACAGGACAUCCCAUUCGUCUGGACGAUGGCUAGACUUGAUGGCACCCAGCAUUGCUACGAACAGAUCCUGCUCUUGUCUUUACCAUCCUCCGCCACAGGUACGUGCCAAGGUACCCCUCCAUGAAGGCUUUCUUGGUUCCAUAUCGGGGGAGGCUGCGUUUGGCAUACAACCAUGCACCCUCGAUUGUGUUGGCGUGUGCUCCUGUCUCCGGGUCUUUGAAGUUUACGCUGUGAUUGACCUUUAGAUGCUGGUAACCCUCGUCAUCUAGGCAGUCGUAUGCCUUCCAGUAAUCACUAAUGAUGGUGGUACCAGGCAGAAUCCAUUCCUUGAUAAUCGGUAUCAAUGUUAAGAUAUCACGUUUUUCAACAGGAACCAUGAAGAUAUUACCCGAUUCUCUUUCUAUUCCUCCAAAAACCCAUUGUCCUUCCACGUGGUGACCGCGAUGGUAUUUUCUUUUUCCGAAUUUCGAUCGUUGAUUUCGACAGUCUUCCCGGGGCCGCCAAGCAUACCGCUGCUGUUGAGUGCAAAGUGAGUUGUUACCUCUCGACAGAAAUUGCACCAGUCGACGAUCGUCCUGUCGUAAAGGCCAGUCUCAUUGCGCAUCAGUUGUUCGUCCAGCCAUGCGCAAAGCCGUUUGUUAAGUGCAGAACCUCCGCUAGGUUUAGGUUAGACCCGACAAACCAACUUCCUUUCUUUAUGGACAGGCUCCUGUCAUGUUUGGGAACUCCAGCCAUUGUCCGACGACAUCUCCACAGCAGCAUGUGUGAAGACGAUUUCUUGGCCCGGUCCAGCUGCAGCGUCAUUCUCAUGUUACAGGUUACAUGUUACAGGUUACACCAUUUUAGGGUUGUCUUCUUGUCCAGAAUGAUGGUUGAAAGGAGUUGUCCAUGGGUAAUGAUAUCGGUGGAUGAUCUAGAUGACUGAUAGCUGGGUUCCCAUGGAAUUACCGUGUCUGACGAAAGGAUAUUAUCGAUACUUUUUGAGAAAUGUUCGGAGGCCAUACUAAUAUGUUGUUGAGUUGUUGAAUGAUGGAGGUUUUGAAUCAAAAUGACGUAAUUCCGUCGGUGACCAGAAGAUGCUGGUGACGUAAAGCAUAUUUGAUGUGAACGUGGAUGUGAUGGAACAAUGUAUCAAUGAUGUCAGUGACGGGAGGGAGGGCCGGUGGGCCGGUGGUGACAUGAGCCAUAAAAAAAAACCGCGUAAAAGCAUCCUUGACGUGAACGUAGAUGUGACGAAAUAAUGUGUCACUGACGGCAUGGAGGGAGGGCCGGUGGGCCGGUGGGCUGGUGGUACAAGAGCAAUAAAAAAAAGAAACCAAAUACUUAUUUUUGUUCAUACACCUGGAACUAUGUUUUCAAUGUGGGGGAUAUUCAAGUCAGGCCAACUUCGCUCGAAUUGUUUGAAAAUUCACUCUUUUUCUGAGUGGGCCAGUAACCAUUCCAAAAAGAGUGAAAUUCACUCUUUAGAAGGAGUGAAACAUAAUCACUCUUUUAAGAGUGAACUUUUUCACUCAAUAGGAGUAAAAAAAAACCACUCUUUUAGAGGAGUGAACAUGACUCUUUUCAGAGUGAAUAUCACUCCAUUAGACGACAAUAUCUUUGCACUCUCUUGGAGUGAGUUUUCACUCUACAUCUAGUGAGUUUCCACUCUAUAAUAUGACCACUUUUUUCACUCUCUUGGAGUGAGUUUUCACUCAAUAUCUAGUGUGUUACAACUCCAUAAGAUGUCCACUUUUUCACUCUCCUGGAGUGAGUUUUCACUCAAUAUCUAGUGCGUUUCCUCUCCAUAAGAUGUCCAUUAUUUUCACUCUCUUGUAGUGAUUUUUCACUCCAUAUCUAGUGGGUUUCCACUCAAAAGGACAACCUCAUUCCUAGCUCUGUUGGAGUUGCUUUUUACGCCAUGUCUAGUCAGUUUGCACUCCAUAAUUCUAUCCUGAAUGGUCUUGUAUUUAAUCCACAUGAAAACAAUGUGACUCAUACAAUUCUUGAACUAAAAAAACACAAACACCAGGCAGAAGCAAACAACUCGGAAAACACAAGAACAAUGAGCAGUUAUGUACAAAAUAAAGCAAUUUUUCAUUGGAGAAUCAUUUUGGCUGUCAAAUCAUUUGGAGAUCUACAUUAAGCAUUGAGAAAGGUCCUCACAUGCCAAUCAAUCCAUGGAAAAGUACAUGUCUUCAGAUAUAGGUAAACAUGGUAUUCACAAAUUCACAUCAUAUAGGAGGUUCUAUUUAGUUAAAAAAGUUCAAAAAUUUGACUGACUCACCAUCUAAUUUCAUAACUGACUGACCAUGCAAACGAAGUACAAAUACCAAAUAAUACACAUUUCAUAUAAUUGAGUUCCCUUCAAAAAAUUGAAUUGCCUUCAAAUACAGCUAGAUUUUGCAAGAAAUGCAUAUCAUGCACAAUUGCCUGGAUAUGUAAUAAUAAUAAUUCAUCAAAUACCCAAAUGAUACAUAUUCAUCACGAACGAAUCCUUCUAAAACAAAUAAAAAUAUGGUACCUUCUUCCGGCAUCUUACAAAGAAAUUUCACGCAAAUGUCAAUGCAGAAUUAUCACAAAAUUUUCACAGUGUUUGCCAAAAGAAAUUUACAACUUGUUUCCACAUGAAAAGUUAUGCUGUAUGACUGUACUCAGUGUUUAACAAUGUACAAAGAAAUAAAUGGGAUCAUUCAAACGAUAGCCUGUACAAACAAUGCACAAAACGACCAAUAUUCUUUAACUCUUUGGCUACGUAAUACUUUUUCAUGAUUAGGUCACGCCCAGACGGAAUACUUUUUACGGAAAUUACCGAAAUAUUAGGUAUUAGAAAAAACCCUCUGUUAUCGAUAGAAAUCUAGUAAAGUAUAUAAACCUAUAAAUGUUCUGAAUCCUUGGAACCUAUCCCAUCUAUUUAUGCAAUGAUUUGGGUUCUAAUAUGCAGUAGGUAGAUGUUCCAAGGCUUUGAACUUUGAAAACACUCUGAAAAUUGAAAAACGCUAUUUUGUAACAUCUAUUUAUAACUUUUAUAACUGCAAAUAUGACAAAAAGUUGAACUCACCAUUCUCAACUGUGUGUUUCUGAUCUGUUUUCCAUAUCAUAAGUGAAUAAAGUGCAUAUCCUAACUCAAGAAGUGUCAUAGUCCUUAUAGCUUGACCACUGUUCUUGUCUCAGUCCAAGGUUUUCGAAUGACGGGUAAUCCAAAAAGUGAAAACAGAACUAAACAACAUCUUAUUUACAAAUACCAGUCAGAAAAUCACAUGUGUAAUAAUAAUGAUAAUAAUAAUAAUAAUAAUAAUAAUAAUAAUAAUAAUAAUAAUAAUAAUAAUAAUAAUAAUUUAUUUACCUCCUUUGAAGAAGAAAACAACACAAGAAAACAAUACAAACUAUUGAUACAAAGACCGGAUAAGACAUUAUAUACAGCUAAACUUACUAAUAACAUACAGCCGUUUCAAACACGUUUCAUACGCCCAGCAGUAAACACGGCAAUAGUAUAUAUAUGGAUUAAAAUGAUUUCAAUAAGAGAUUUGCCAGUUGCUUUUCCCUGGAAGUGCAGUGAUUAAAAUUCUCUGAGUGUAGUAGGGCCCUCAAGCUAUCUACAACACCGUCCGCAGGGACGCUCACUUUCUGUAGUUGUAGGGCAGUUUUAUUAAAAGCCAGGGCUGUGUGUGUCGGGGAGAAACCCCCUCUAAUAAUACUGCUAAUCAGCAUGCUGGGGCUAAAACUGCUGGUUGUUAUGUAACGAUUAAGGAACACCAUAUUCAAAUUCCUAAUCAAAUUUAAAAAUGCGAUCAUAUAAAAGGACCUUUUGCUUGUUGAUAAAAUCAGACACUUUGCCAAUAUUUAGGGCUGAAAGUAACUUAGAGUGUCGGCACCUCUUAGAAAAACCAAAAAUAUGUUUGAUAUUAUCACUUUGGCACUUUUCUAGUAAACGGAUAUCUUUAGCACUAAGGUUUUGACAAUUCAUACCAAAGGUAAGUGUGGCGGCCACGCCAAAUCGUAUCGUAGAUCGAAAGAAUUCAAUUAACUGCUUUGUUUGGCGUCGCCUCAAAUCCUUUAUUCAUAAUUGUCCACAGAGCUUGUAAAGACUGUAAAAAGAAUACAGUGUCCUAAGUAAACCAUCAAAAUAUCCAUAUUGGCUAUUACAAUUAUCAUAUACCUCAUUCUACAGUUACAGCAGAUCAGGGCGCAGUGAAACUUUAGGGUAAAUCGGUAUAAUACACAAUGUUCCCGAAUGCUAAGUUCAAAGGUUGUCCAAGUCAACCCAGUUUACGGAAAUCAGCAAUAAAGAUAAUCUCAAUUCGUGGUCUUA